AUGGACAGCGGUACACAUGGUUAUCCAUCCCCUCAAGGUUUUAGUCAUGCUGUAAGAAAGGAAGAAACCAAGAAUAACUGGUUCCAUUAUUCUUGGGUGAUCGAGGACUGGCGGCGGCAGCAGCGGGUGCGCUGGGAGAAGGCGCAGGCCGACAAGGAGCGGCGCGCGUGGCUGCAGGCCGAGGCCCAGGAGCGCCUGGGCUACCACGUGGACCCCAGGAGCGCCCGCUUCCAGGAGCUGCUGCAGGACCUCGAGAAACAGCAACGCAAGCGCCUCAAGGAGGAGAAGCAAAGACAGAAGAAGGAGGCGCGGGCGGCCGCCUUGGCCGCGGCGGCGCCCCGGGCCGCGGAUCCGGGCCCCUCUUCCCCAAUAAAGCUUGCUACCCGGCAGCCCCCUGAAACCCCCUUGCAAAAUGCCCAGGGGAAGCAGAAGGGUUAUUUCUUGGGGGGGGUUUCUGUGGGGCAAAAGGUUAACCCCCCUGCCUAA
This is a messenger RNA of Oryctolagus cuniculus (rabbit), 486 nucleotides long. The record is from RefSeq and is a predicted model, not a curated record. Lineage: Eukaryota; Metazoa; Chordata; Mammalia; Lagomorpha; Leporidae.